Molecule: messenger RNA, 1725 nt
Organism: Quercus lobata
Lineage: Eukaryota; Viridiplantae; Streptophyta; Magnoliopsida; Fagales; Fagaceae
Product: tRNA pseudouridine(38/39) synthase-like
Exons: 15
Coding region: 117-1448 (443 amino acids)
Biological process (GO): tRNA pseudouridine synthesis; mRNA pseudouridine synthesis
Cellular component (GO): cytoplasm; nucleus
Molecular function (GO): RNA binding; pseudouridine synthase activity
Source: RefSeq, a predicted model, not a curated record
UACCUCUUCAAACGCCGCCGUCUCGUCUUGCACCUCGUCUUAGUUCAUACUUGCAACUCUUUGUUCCCAGAGAGAGAGAGAGAGAGUCCAAAGUCCAAAGCAAUUUGAGAGCCACCAUGUCGAAGGAAGAUAGAGACCUCAUCGCUAGUCUGCAAUCUCUCGUACACUCUCUUCAACACAGAGUUAAGGAAUUAGAGGCAGAGAAUACAAUGCUCUUAUCUCGACUUUCCAGUUGUCGUUGUCACGAGAUAGAGGAAGCAUGUGACAGAGCUGUUGUAGAUAGUAGUCAUUGUUUUGAUGAGAAAAGAAGGGAGUCAAAAACAGGUAGUAAGAGGAACACAGUAAAGAACUUAGCAGUGAAAAUCCCAGGUUAUAACACAAGGACCCUGAAUCACCAUUGCAAGAGAUACGUUGCUCUAAAAAUUAUGUAUUUUGGGCAAAGGUUCUAUGCUUUUGCUUCAGAGGCGCAUAUGGAACCAACUAUUGAGUCUGAAAUUUUCAAAGCUUUUGAGAAAACAAGGCUAUUAGUUGGUGACAAGAAGGAGUCACAGUACUCUAGGUGUGGUAGAACAGACAAGGGGGUUUCCUCUGUUGGACAGGUGAUUGCUCUCUUUUUACGAUCAAACCUCAAGGGAACUGGUGUGAACAAUUCUGGAGAUAUUGUUUUAGAAGAUCAAUAUGAAGGAGAAAUUGAUUAUGUGAGAGUGCUAAAUCGAGCCCUUCCUAAUGAUAUUCGAGUUUUAGGGUGGUGUCCAGUUCCAGUUGGCUUCAGUGCAAGGUUUAGCUGUUUGAGCAGGGAGUAUAAAUAUUUCUUUUGGAGGGAAAACCUGAAUCUCUUGGCUAUGGAGAGUGCUGGUAGGAAAUUUGUUGGGGAACAUGACUUCAGAAAUUUUUGUAAAAUGGAUGCAGUAAAUGUGCACAACUACAGGCGGAAUGUCACGUCAUUCGAAAUUUUUCCUUCUGAUGUGAGGUAUGAUGGCAAUCAACUUUGGGCAUUUAAAAUCAAAGGAACUGCUUUCCUAUGGCAUCAAGUUCGUUGCAUGGUGUCUGUACUGUUUUUGAUUGGCCAAGGUCUUGAAUCUGCUGAUGUGAUUGAUGCAUUACUGGAUACUGACAGGACAAUGAGGAAACCUCAGUAUGCCAUAGCUCCAGAGCUUCCAUUGGUUCUUCACUCUUGUGAAUUUGAAAGUCUCAAGUUUAUUUGUUCAGCAGAUGCCGGACAAGCUCUGCAUGUGCACUUUGCAAAUCAAUGCCACAGUUACCAGCUCCAAGCUGCAAUAUUUCAUGAAGCUCUGCUAAGCUGUUUGCCCAUAUCAAGUGCUGCUGAAAAUCAGAGCUCAUUAAAUAAUGGAAAAUCCAAGAAAAAAGCUUCCUAUGUUCGACUCAUGUCACGGGCAACUGAACCAUCGUAUGAAGAGCGAAGGAUGAAACUGAACUCCAAAACAUAGGAUGUAUCAAAAACGUUUUGGAAAGUAAAGAAAGUGUACCUACUUUUGCUGGUCUUUUUUUUUUUUUGGCACAACAAGGUUCUUUCUAAUUGAUUAAAGUUUUUUGAAAUGAAACUUGGUAGUUGGCAGCUGAUGUCUUUUCAAGAGGUUUUUCUUUUUAUUUUGAUUUUCUUUUUGAAAUAUGUUAUAAACGUGUUAACAAGAAAAAUUCUUUUGUAAUAUCUAUAAGAAGGCAAAGCAAGAAAAUCUUUAAUUUUCUGUUAUAUUGGAAUCCAUA